Molecule: messenger RNA, 426 nt
Organism: Panicum hallii
Lineage: Eukaryota; Viridiplantae; Streptophyta; Magnoliopsida; Poales; Poaceae
Product: alpha-amylase inhibitor 5-like
Molecular function (GO): serine-type endopeptidase inhibitor activity
Source: RefSeq, a predicted model, not a curated record
AUGGCGCCCAUCAGCCGCCGUCUCCUCCCGUCCGCCGUCCUGCUCGCCGCCAUCGCCAUGGCCGCCGCCAGCUACUGCGUGCCGGGGCAGGCCAUCCCGCUGAGCCCGCUCCCGGGCUGCCGCUGGUACGCGGCCAGUCGGGCCUGCGGCGGCGCCGGCGUCGCGCUCGCACCCCUCCUGCUCCCGGUCCCGCUGUGGCACGUGAAGGACGCGUGCUGCCGGGAGCUGCGGCCGUCCCCGGCGGAGUGCCGGUGCAGGGCGCUGCGGGCCAUGGCGGAGGAGACGCCGGCGGCCGUGGUGGGCCGGCCUGGGCUCGCGCAGGCCCGGUUCGCGCCCACCGUCGUCGCGGAGACCGAGUGCGGCCUGCGCACCGUCCACGGCAUCCGUUUCUGCUACGCGCGCGGCGCCGAGGACAACAACGACUGA